AUGGAGUCGGUACGCACUGCGCAGCCUCUUCAAUCCAGCAUGGAGUUCUUCAAUUGCAGCACCACCGAGGAGUUCGAGAAACUAGCAAGGGAGUGGGAGGCCGGUUGCCGGACUGGAGAAACGUCAGAUGAAAAAAACCCGAGACAGAGAGAUCUUAAUCCUGUCCCGCAUCCUGUUCCGACCGAGAUUGGGCCCAGUCGCCAAGAUGAAGAGCAACCCGAUGAACAAGCCUUGACACAGCACGACCAAACGCUCCCCACUCGUCCAAUGAUAAUCUCGCGCGGUCCGGGCAACCGCCACGAUGAAGAAGAAUUGGAUGAAGACGAGUAUAGCGAUGAUAGCGAUGAUUUCUAUGACCUUCGUGGUCUCAAACUUUCCGAUGACCAGGCCGUCAAACAGCUCGUCAAUGCUCUUGUCAACCGUGCAGAUUCAGCUGAAAGUGGAUCAACCAGCCUCCAAGAUGGAGACAUGGUCGAAGGACAAUAUCUCACACCGCGCAAUAUUGCAUUCGCUAACCGUCCUGGUUUGAUCGAGCGCGAAUUCACCGGUCCUCGAUCUAAACCAAUGCUUGGCCAAUCCCCGCAACAAAGCCGUCCAUCCACCAGUCAACCUUUGCAAUCCUGCCUUGCUAAGAAACCUCGUUAUGGGCGUUCUGAAGACAUGAUUGACAACAUGGAGGGUUCUUGGGAGAACGCCAAUGGCAGAAGAGCUGACGCAAACUUCCGUUCAUCGCUGACUGCACCAAACUCGGAAGAUGAAAUUGAUGUCGGUUAUCACGCUGACGAUGAAUACAGCCAUGGCGUGAAGCAUGUUCGUUUUGUUCUUCCAGGCCCGGUUGAUCCUCCGGAGCCUUUCCAUCGCGAGUUCAAUGAGAGUGACAGCGAGGAAGAAGUUGAGUAUUUCGAGCAAGAGGAUGACGACGAAGAUGCUGGUGAGCACUUCGAGCAUGUUGAGCAUGUCGGAGGCGAAUUGACGCCGAGCCCGCUCCGCCCACGCCCACUACGCCGAAUGCCGUCCGGCCUGCCCCGCCCAUCCGCCCCAGGGCCAUCUCCUUCCAGCGUGGGGGAGGAGGUAUCCCUUAUUGUGGGCGAGAUGGAGGAACUGAUGGACAGAUACGACACUUCCUCGCCCUCGGACGAAGAAGUGUCGUGUCUGGAGAUGCGCAGGGUGCGCCGGGGCUGA
Molecule: messenger RNA, 1182 nt
Organism: Penicillium soppii
Lineage: Eukaryota; Fungi; Ascomycota; Eurotiomycetes; Eurotiales; Aspergillaceae
Exons: 1
Coding region: 1-1182 (393 amino acids)
Source: RefSeq, a predicted model, not a curated record